UGCAGCAGACACGCACCAUGGGUAAGCCGAAGAAGGGCAAGAAGAAGGAGGAGUCGGAGGAGGACGAGCCUUCCGUCCUGACGCUCGAGGACGAGCCCGAGCCGCAGGAGGCCGUGAAGAAGCCGAAGCGGAAGGAGAAGAAGAAGAAGAAGGCGGCCGUGGCCGAGUCGGACGACGACGACCCGAUGGAGGAGGAGGGCGGCGGCGGCGAGGCGUCGCCGUCGCCCCCGCCGCCGGCGCGGCCCAAGAUGUCUGGGUUCGCUGCGCUGAUGAUGGACGACUCGGAGGAGGAGGAGGAGCGGCCGGCGCGGCGCCAGCAGUCUGGCUUCGCCUCCCUGAUGGCCGAGAGCGGCGAGGACGAGGCGCCCGACUCGGAGCAGGAGGAGCGCGUCGUCGUCAAGAAGAAGGAGAAGAAGAAAGAGAAGAAGGGCAAGGAGAAGAAGAAAAAGAAAAAGGACGAGGGGCUGGACGACGACCUGGAGAAAAUGCUGUCGGAGCUGCAGAUGGAGUACACGGGGGACCAGCCGAUGGAGACGAUCACCGCGAAGCCCGCCGAGAGGGAGACGUCUGUGGAGGAGACGCCGGCGGUGGACGCCGAGAAGAACGAGCGCGUCACGGAGAGCGUGGAGAAAGAGGACGAAGGGGAGGAUGACGACGAGGGUGGCACCGUCAAGACAAAGGCGCAAAAGCGCAAGGAGAAGAAGGAGAGGGAGCGCUUGAAGAAAAUCGAGCAGAACAAGAAGGGCGGCAAAAAACAAACCGAAGAGCCCAAAGAGCCUGAAGAUCAGGAGGAAAAAGCUGAUGAUGUUAAUGGCGAGGCUGUGUCAAAGCCGAAGGAGGUGAAAGUAGAACAGGAUGGCGAAGAAAAACCAUCGGCCGCGAAGAAGAAAAAGAAGAAGGCGGCCGAAAAAGCGCCGGAGCCUGAGCCUGAGGAGCCGUCCAAGAAGAAAAAAGGUCCCGGCAAGAAGCUGGUGGCCGCGAUGCAGGAGGCGCUGCGGCUGCAGCAGGAGGCAGAGGAGAAGGCUAAACAAGAGGAGGAGGACCGCAUCCGACGCGAAGAGGAGGAGGAGCGUCGCAAGGAGGAGCAGGAGCGGCUAGAAAAGGAGCAGAAGGAGCUGAAGAAGAAGCAGGCAAAGGAGCGCAAGGAGCAGCUCAAGGCCGAAGGUAAGCUGCUGACACCGAAGCAGCGGCAGAACAUGGCGCGCGCGCAGGCGCUACUCGACGCGAUGAAGCAGCAGACGGCGGCCGCGGGGGCCGAGAAGAAGCCACGUCCAAGUCUCAAGGAUCGCCGGCAAAAGAAAAACAAGCAGGCGUCGCCGGAGGCGGAGGUGCCACCGACACCGGAGGUCAUCACACCGGAGGUGACGACGCCGGCGAAGCCACCGCCCGCAGAGCCGGACGCGGGGCUGAAGGACAGCUGGGAGGAAGAGGAGGACGGUGGGUUGAAGGACUCGUGGGAUCAGGCGAGCGAAGACGAAGCGCCGGCGGAACCGGAACCGGCACCGGCGCCGGCACCUGCCGCCGCGCCUGCCGCCGCGCCGCCGCCGCCGGCGACGACCGCGAAGCCGGCCGAAUCCGAAGACGAGUCAGCCGACGACGACGACGAAGACGAGGAGGAGAGCGGCAGCGACGACGACAGCGAGAGCGAGGAAAGCGACGACGACCGCACCGAGGCCGAGAAGCGGCGCGACCGCGCGCUGAAGCGCAUCCAGGAGCGGCGCGACGCGGCGCGCGCGCAGAUGUCGGCCGACAACCUGCGCGCGCCCGUCAUCUGCGUGCUGGGGCACGUGGACACGGGCAAGACGAAGAUCCUGGACAAGCUGCGCCGCACGAACGUGCAGGAGGGCGAGGCCGGCGGCAUCACGCAGCAGAUCGGCGCCACCAACGUGCCGCUGCGCGCCAUCGAGGAGCAGCAGCGCUUCGUCAAGAAGCACAAGGUGGCCGAGCUGAAGAUCCCCGGUCUGCUCAUCAUCGACACGCCUGGCCACGAGUCCUUCAGCAACCUGCGCUCGCGCGGCUCGUCUCUGUGCGACCUGGCCAUCCUGGUGAUCGACAUCAUGCACGGCCUGGAGCCGCAGACGAUCGAGUCGAUCAACCUGCUGAAGUCGAAGCGGACGCCCUUCCUGGUGGCGCUCAACAAGAUCGACCGGCUGUACGACUGGGAGACGGGCAAGGCGAAGGACGUGGAGGACGUGGUGAAGGCGCAGGCGCGCAACACGCAGAUGGAGUUCGAGCAGCGCACGCGCGAGACGAUCGUGCAGCUGGCCGAGCAGGGCCUCAACGCCAAGCUCUUCUACGAGAACGACAACCCGCGCGAGUACCUGUCGCUCGUGCCGACCAGCGCCAUCACCGGCGAGGGCAUGGGCAACCUGAUGGCGCUGGUGGUGAUGAUGACGCAGAACAUGCUGACCAAGCGGCUGAUGUACUCAGACGAGCUGCAGGCCACCGUGUUGGAGGUGAAGCAGAUCCCAGGGCUGGGCACCACCAUCGACGUCAUCCUGGUGAACGGUACGCUGCGCGAGGGCAGCACGGUCGUCGUCGCCGGCACAGACGGGCCGAUCGUCACCCAGGUCCGCUCGCUGCUCAUGCCGCAGCCGCUCAAGGAGCUGCGCGUCAAGAACGCUUACCAGGAGUUCAAGGAGAUUCGCGCCGCGCAGGGCGUCAAGAUCGCCGCCAAGGAGCUGGAACGCGCGAUCGCCGGACUGAACCUGCUGGUGGCGGAGCAGCCGGACGAGGUGGAGAUCUGCAAGGCGCUGGUGGCGAAGGAGCUGCGCUCGGCGCUCAGUGCCAUCAAGCUCAGCGACCACGGCGUCUACGUGCAGGCGUCGACGCUGGGCUCGAUGGAGGCGCUCCUGGAGUUCCUGCGGACCUCGAAGAUUCCCUACUCGGGCGUGCGCAUCGGGCCGGUGGUGAAGCGUGACGUGAUGAAGGCGUCGGCCAUGCUGGACCGUGAUCCCGAGUUCGCCGUCAUCCUCGCCUUCGACGUCAAGGUGGAGCGCGACGCGCAGGAGAUGGCCGACUCGGCCGGCGUCACCAUCUUCCAGGCCGACAUCAUCUACCACCUGUUCGACAAGUUCAUGAAGCACCGCGAGGACCUCAAGAACAAGAAGCGCGAGGAGCACAAGCACAUCGCCGUGUUUCCGUGCAAGAUACGCAUCUUGCCGCAGUUCAUCUUCAACUCCCGCGACCCGAUCGUCAUGGGCGUCAGCAUCGAGGGCGGCAUCGUCAAGACGGGCACGCCCAUCUGCGUCCCGUCCAAGGACUUCCUCUUCGUCGGCUACGUCUCCACCGUCGAGAUCAACCACAAGCAGGUGGAGACGGCGCGCAAGGGCCAGGAGGUGUGCAUCAAGAUUGAGCCGGUGCCGGGCGAGAGUCCGAAGAUGUUCGGUAGGCACUUCGACGAGACGGACAUCCUCGUCAGCCGCAUCAGCCGCGAGUCCAUCGACGCCUGCAAGAACUACUUCCGCGAGGACCUGCAGAAGCCCGACUGGCAGCUGAUGAUAGAACUCAAGAAAUUGUUCCAGAUUAUCUAGCUUUGUUACCAGGUGGGAGCGGGGUGGGGGCGGGGGCGGCGCCGCGGCGCGCCGCCAUCACAGUCAUAUUGCUGGAUCGUGUUUUGUACGCAUGAGCGGGCGCCGUCCGCCGCUGUGAUCUGACCGGCCUGCGUCGUGAUAUCAUCGCCAUCUUCGCCUGCAUACCCAGAUAGCUUUGUUACUAUGGCCGGCCCUCACGGCCGGCCGACGUGGAGUUGGACUAUGGAAAUCGGCAAACUGUUAGCGGCCGCGGCGGCCGCCGCCGGCCGCGCGGGGCUCGCCGCGGAGGAGCGGGCGGCAGGCCGGCACCGCCGCGCGGGCGCUGGACGGGAGACAGCGCUGCGGCUCUCAGGAGACUACCCGCCCAGACUGCUCUCAGACUGCUCUCAGCGUGCUCUCAGUCUGCUCUCAGCUUGGCGGUCGGACUGCGCCACCGCGCCGGCUCCGACUGCGCCGCUUCAGCCGCCGUCAGUGGCCCUUCCUGCGGCGAUCGACCUCGAGGAGCCGGUCCGGACCAGCGACGUCUCUCGCCCUGGGCUCAGGACCCGGGUCGGCGGCGCCUGUGGCCGGCCGGCCAAGAGCGACCGGCGCAGCCGCGCGACCAACCGGAGCUGCCGGAGAGCGCGCGUACGGGUCACCGCGGCACCGGCGAAUGCCAAUAAACGCGCCCUAACGGA
Messenger RNA from Pollicipes pollicipes, 4210 nucleotides. RefSeq names its product eukaryotic translation initiation factor 5B. Gene Ontology annotation, biological process: translational initiation. Gene Ontology annotation, molecular function: GTP binding; GTPase activity; translation initiation factor activity. NCBI's taxonomy places the organism in Eukaryota, Metazoa, Arthropoda, Thecostraca, Pollicipedomorpha, Pollicipedidae. The transcript has 3 exons. Bases 18 to 3533 code for a protein of 1171 amino acids. The record is from RefSeq and is a predicted model, not a curated record. Gene Ontology annotation, cellular component: mitochondrion; cytoplasm.